Molecule: messenger RNA, 3265 nt
Organism: Musca vetustissima
Lineage: Eukaryota; Metazoa; Arthropoda; Insecta; Diptera; Muscidae
Gene: ear
Product: protein AF-9
Exons: 2
Coding region: 22-3228 (1068 amino acids)
Biological process (GO): regulation of DNA-templated transcription
Cellular component (GO): super elongation complex
Source: RefSeq, a predicted model, not a curated record
CAAAUCUUGUGAGUUAAGUAAAUGGCGGUUAAAGUGCAAUUUGAAAUUGGCCAUACCUCGAAGUUGAGGAGUAAAAAAACCAUUGAAGGUUACACACAUGAUUGGGAGCUAUAUGUAAAAGGACAACAGGGCGACAUAAGUGUGUUUGUGGAGAAAAUUGUUUUCAUUUUGCAUGAAUCUUUUGCCAAACCCAAACGUGUUUUCAAAGAGCCACCAUAUCUAAUUCAAGAGUCGGGUUAUGCUGGUUUCUAUGUUAUAAUUGAAAUCCAUCUACGCAAUCGAGAUGAACCCAAGCGUAUUAACUAUCAGUACGAUUUGAAUUUACAGACAACAGGACCGCCAAAACAUAAUCACGAAAUAAAGAAAUAUGUCUUUGAAAAUCCAUCCGAAGAAUUUCGUCAAAAACUUUUGAGAGGCGGUGGAGUUCUGGUAUCAGCUGUAACAUCUAGUAAUGCCAUAACGAAUAACUCAAUGUCAGGUGCUAAUACAACGGGACAUGGUGAGGUACACAAGAGCUCAUCAGCCGAAAAGAAACACAAAAAUCGUCCACCAGAUGAUUCCAAAUUAAAUUCAUUCGCCAAUCUAUUUGGUACACCCAUAACAAAAACAUCCUCAGUUACCUCAGCUGGAGGCAGUACAGCAGGAGCUAUAACAAAUUCUGGUGGAGCUGGUGCAGUUGCAGGUGCUUAUAAUUCUGGCAACAAUGCCAAACAUUCUCCUGAUACUAAGACAGGGCAAUCGGGAAGUAACAACACCGCUGGUAUACCUCCCACUAAGGAGAAGUCAUCAAAAGAUAAAGAAAAAUCAUCAUCAGAUAGGUCCAAAGAUCGAUCUGAACGCAAGGAAAAACAUCAUAAGCAAUCAACAAACAGUCCCCACAAGGAGGGCCGAAGUGAUUCCAAAAAAUCAGAAUCCAAACAUGAGAAACGAGAUAAAAAUGAAGAAAAAUCGAAGAAGGAUAAAAAUCGUGACAAAGAUCGCGAUCGAGACAAAUCGUCCUCGUCAUCAUCGGGAAAUGUUCCGAACAACAGCAAGAGACCCGCGAGUCCAAAGCCAUCAAGAGAACUAAGUCCAAUGAAAACGACUGCUUCGGUGCCCCCAAAUACUCAAAGUGCCACUGGAACAAUGGCAAACAGCUCAACUUCGUCGGUAGCAAGACCUUCAUCCUCCCAAAGUGGUAAAAUAGAAGAAGGCAAAUCCUCAUCAUCGAAAUCAUCAAAAGAUUCCUCAUCGAAGGAAUCGAAAUCAAAGGAAUCUUCUUCGUCGAGUGGUAAAAAAUCGAAGAAAGAGAAAAAAGAUAAGGACAAGGAUAGGGACAGAGAUAAAGAGCGACGACACGAAGAAAAGGAGAAACAAAAAUCUUUAGAGGCAUCUUCUAAGUCAACUGCCUCCAAGGAUGAAACAAAACACCCAACAUCCUUGUCCCCUACAAAUGCAAACAACUCGGCAAUACCUACACCACCAGCAACUGUUGUUGGAGAAAAACACUCAAAGAGUCCGUUAAAUGCCAAUGAAACAAAGAAGUCCGAAAAACCAACAUCAAAACCUGAGUCAACCAAAAAUAUAGAAAAUUCAACAGCUCUUCCAAUAUCAGGGUCAGCAGCAACAACUGUGCUGGCAGCAAAUGCAGCCGCCACACAACAUUUAGCAAAUGAUAAAAAAGCUUCAACCUCCUCAUCAUCUUCAUCCACAUCGGCACCAACGGCAAAUGUGCCGGCACAGCCCGAAAAAGAUAAACGCUCCCACAAACACAAAAAGAAAGAAAAGAAUAAAGAUAAGGACAAAGAUCGGGACCGAGAUAAGGAACGUGAUAAGGAUAAAGAUAAGGAUCGCGAUAAGGAGAAAGAAAGCAAAAAGGAAAAAGAGAGCAAAGAGAAACCAACAGAGGAGAAAAGCACUGAGAACUUUUCGGUUCCACCACCACUGCAGCAGACACUGCAACAGCAAUCCAGUGCCACAGCAAGUCUUACGAAUAGUCCACGUAUUAGUAAUCCCGAAGAGCUUUCUGGUGUCAAUACAACACCAUCGUCAACGACAUCGUCGACAACAACCACCAGCAGCAGCAAUAGCUCUUCGUCCAAAUCCUCGAAAAACAAAGAAAAGAAAUCCAAAGAUAGAUCAAAGGAGGACAAAUCAUCCUCUAAACACAAAUCGAAUGAUGUUGAUGGCACCGAGAGUAGUAGAAGCAAACAAGCCAAAUUAUUAACAACAUCCUCGUCGACGACCUCUGUCCCCACAGCAGCUACAAACAACAGUGUCACAAAUAGUUCUGCACCCCUUGAAACACCUUCUACAAUUGCACCUACGAGUGGUGGUCACUUAGAUCUUAGCGAUAAUGAUAGUGUUUCAUCGGCACCCACACUUGACACUCAAACGGCAGCUGCAGCAAACAAACCACCACCACCAACAACAGUCAUCACACAUUCUGAUAGCUCAAACAGUAGUUUUCCCGAUUUAACAUUGCCCAAAGCACAAAAACCUGCUACAUCACAUGAGCCCACGGCUAAGCCCGUAAAUCCUACACCGCCACCACCAGCUCCACAAUUGAAAGAACCUCCACCCAAGGCCAGUAAGUCUUCAAAAGACAAAACUGAGAAAUCAUCCAAAAACGAUGAAGAACGGGAGAAGAAGCGACGACGUAAUUCUCAAGCAGCCAAUACCUUCAUUGAGCCACCGCUCAAACAAAUGAAAAAGGAAACAAAAUCCGUAAGAGAAAAAUCGAAAUCACCAUCGCUACGUAAUGCCGGCACUAGAGCAAGUAUAUCAGAGGCUACAUCAACUUUCCUACAGCCUGGAGCAUCACCAUCGAGUACAGCAGCAGCUGCGCCACUAGCACCACCCGCAUCGGUACCGCCGGCUGCACAUUCACCUGCCUUAAGUGCCGCAGAGGCUGUUGGCAACGCUACCAGUGCCACUGCAAAUGCCGCCACAUGCAAUAGUAGUUCAGCAACGCCUACAUCGGCUGCAAAUUCAUCAUCAACUGCUGCUGCAGCAGCGGCAUUGGCAUCAUCACAUCAAUUGCCUUUGGAUUAUCUAAGUGAAUUGCAGGAGUUACAUCAUAAGAUUAUGACACUACAGGACAAUGAAGAUCUCCAGCAUGUUGUCGAGCUAAUAGCUGCUACGGGUUGCUACGAAAUCACAACAAAAACAUUCGAUUUUGAUUUGUGUAAAUUGGACCGGGUUACUGUCCAGCGAUUACAGGAGUUUUUUGCCACAUCGGUAUCAUGACAUAGAAUUCAUGUUUAAGGUGAAUUAUGGGUGAGUA